AUGGGGUGCGCGCCCAUGGGCCAUAUCCUCUACGACGAGGUCAUGCGCUACAACCCCAAGAACCCCUACUGGUUCAACCGCGACCGCUUCGUCCUCUCCGCCGGCCACGGCUGCAUGCUCCAGUACGCCCUCCUCCACCUCGCCGGCUACGACGCCGUCAAGGAAGAGGACCUGAAGCAGUUCAGGCAGUGGGGAAGCUCCACCCCGGGCCACCCCGAGAACUUCGAGACUCCUGGAGUUGAAGUCACCACUGGUCCUCUUGGUCAGGGUAUCGCGAAUGCCGUCGGGUUGGCGCUUGCUGAGAAGCACCUGGCCGCUCGUUUCAACAAGCCUGACAGUGAAAUCGUUGACCACUACACGUACUGUAUUGUGGGAGAUGGGUGCAACAUGGAGGGUAUCUUGACUGAAGCUUGCUCCUUGGCUGGGCAUUGGGGUCUUGGCAAGCUAAUUGUUUUCUAUGAUGACAACCACAUCUCCAUUGACGGAGACACAGAGAUUGCUUUUACAGAGGAUGUGAGUGGCCGCUUUGAGGCUCUUGGGUGGCACACACUCUGGGUUAAGAAUGGCAACGAUGGUUAUGACGAGAUCCGUAAAGCCAUCCAGGAAGCAAAAUCAGUUACCGACAAGCCCACAAUGAUCAAGGUGACUACCACAAUCGGUUUUGGAUCUCCCAACAAGGCCAACUCAUACGCUGUGCACGGAGCUGCAUUGGGCACCAGCGAGGUCGAAGCGACCAGGGCAAACCUUGGAUGGCCAUAUGAGCCAUUCUUUGUGCCUGAGGAUGUCAAGAGCCACUGGAGCCGCCAUAUUCCCCAAGGUGCCGCUCUUGAGGCUGACUGGGAUGCUAAGUUUGCACAGUACGAGCAGAAGUACCCAGAAGAUGCCGCCACCUUGAAAAGUAUCAUUACAGGAGAGUUGCCCGCUGGCUGGGCCGAUGCUCUUCCUCAAUACACAACCGAGAGCCCUGCAGAUGCCACCAGGAAUCUCUCCCAGCAAUGCUUGAAUGCACUUGCUAAAGUUGUGCCUGGUCUUAUUGGAGGUAGUGCUGAUCUUGCAUCCUCCAACAUGACAUUGCUUAAGAUGUUUGGCGACUUCCAGAAGGAUACCCCUGAGGAGCGCAAUGUCCGCUUUGGAGUCAGGGAGCACGGAAUGGGCGCCAUUUGCAACGGCAUUGCGCUGCACACCCCAGGGCUCAUUCCAUACUGUGCAACUUUCUUUGUUUUCACCGACUACAUGAGAGGUGCCAUGAGGAUCUCAGCCUUGUCUGAAGCUGGAGUUAUCUAUGUCAUGCUGAUGUUCCGUCCUGCUGAUGGCAAGGAGACUGCCGGGGCAUACAAGGUGGCUGUCCUCAACAGGAAGAGGCCAUCUAUUCUGGCUCUCUCCAGGCAAAAGCUUCCUCAUCUGCCUGGUACCUCAAUUGAGGGCGUUGCGAAGGGUGGAUACACUAUCUCUGACAACUCGACCGACAACAAGCCUGACUUCAUCAUAAUGAGCACUGGUUCUGAGGUAGAGAUUGCUGUGAAGGCUGCCGAAGAGUUGACGAAGGAGGGGAAGACUGUCCGCGUUGUGUCAUUUGUCUGCUGGGAGCUUUUCGACGAGCAGUCAGAUGAAUACAAGGAGAGCGUGCUCCCUGAGGCUGUCACCGCAAGGAUCAGCAUUGAGGCUGGCUCUACCCUCGGAUGGCAAAAGUACGUUGGAUCCAAGGGCAAGACCAUCGGCAUCGACAAGUUCGGCGCCAGCGCUCCUGCCCCGAAGAUCUACAAGGAGUACGGCAUCACCGCGGAGAGCGUCAUUGCCGCAGCCAAGAGCCUGUAA
Molecule: messenger RNA, 1815 nt
Organism: Triticum turgidum subsp. durum (durum wheat)
Lineage: Eukaryota; Viridiplantae; Streptophyta; Magnoliopsida; Poales; Poaceae
Source: the annotation of a GenBank genome assembly